GCCAAACUUUGCGUGGACGCCGAGCAGGUCUUCAUCAUGUCGGCCAAGAAAGGCGGCAAGAUGACGUCCCUGAUCAACUAUCGACUCAAGGUCACCCUGACAGACGGACGGUCAAUGACAGGUCACAUGCUCGCUUUCGACAAGCACAUGAAUCUCGUCCUUGCCGACACGGAGGAGUUCCGACAGAUCAAGAAGAAGAAAGCCGCCAAGUUGGCCGCUGCACAAGACGAGGAAGAUGCGCCCGAACCACCACAGGAGAUCAAGAGGACGUUGGGCUUGGUGAUACUGAGAGGGGAGAUGAUUGUGAGCAUAAGCGUCGAAGGCGGACCGCCCGCGCCGGGCACAGACACGGCCUCCAAGCUCAUUGCCGGCGGAGGAAGAGGCGCACCUGCAGGUCGUGGCAUGGGCAUGGUGGCUCCUCCGGGAGUACCGCCGCCUAUGAUGCGAGGCGCGCCCAUGUCCUUCAUGCCACCACCUGGAAUGCCAGGCAUGCCACCGCCAGGCUUCCCUAUGGGUCCACCACCCGGUUUCCAGCCUCCGCCCGGAUUCGCACCACCGCCUGGCUUUGCUCCUCCGCCGGGAUUCGGGCCCCCGAGAUGAUGCUGUAGGAUGCAAAGACGAUGUAGCAACAACAGCCGGACGGUCUACAGGCUCGCUGAGUGAUCUACGAGAGGAAUGCGAUGACCUCCUCGACCUUUUUGCAGUCGUGCUCACCCAGACGGCCGCCAAUCUGUGGACUAUGAGCAUAAACAAGCAGAGAACCAUGCUCGGAAACCUUACUCGGCUAGCAAGGGAGUCUGAACCCGAGUGUGUGACAGCACGGAGCUUGAUCAGAGUUGGGAUCUCGGUGAGAGAGAGAGGCAGGGCUCUGAGCGGAUUAGCUUCGUCUUUCCAUCUGUGUGUUUCCAUCUCAGCACAUUUGAGCUGCGCAGUAGGACAACCAAGGCCGUACUCUCGCUUGCUGCCCGCCCAAACAAUCAGGCAAUCUUUCUCGGGACCGACAUUGAAAGCUGCUUGGAGGAUCGGCCAA
Molecule: messenger RNA, 1030 nt
Organism: Mixia osmundae IAM 14324
Lineage: Eukaryota; Fungi; Basidiomycota; Mixiomycetes; Mixiales; Mixiaceae
Exons: 5
Coding region: 37-600 (187 amino acids)
Biological process (GO): mRNA splicing, via spliceosome
Cellular component (GO): U2 snRNP; U2-type prespliceosome; catalytic step 2 spliceosome
Molecular function (GO): RNA binding
Source: RefSeq, a predicted model, not a curated record